GUAUCCAAGGCUGCAGCAGAUUUAUUGGCAUAUUGUGAUGCUCAUAUUGGAGAAGAUCCCCUUAUUAUUCCAGUGCCUGCAUCUGAAAAUCCCUUUAGGGAGAAGAAACUCUUUUGUACUAUCCUUUGA
Molecule: messenger RNA, 129 nt
Organism: Cariama cristata (Red-legged seriema)
Lineage: Eukaryota; Metazoa; Chordata; Aves; Cariamiformes; Cariamidae
Product: guanine nucleotide-binding protein G(I)/G(S)/G(O) subunit gamma-4
Exons: 1
Biological process (GO): G protein-coupled receptor signaling pathway
Cellular component (GO): heterotrimeric G-protein complex
Molecular function (GO): G-protein beta-subunit binding
Source: RefSeq, a predicted model, not a curated record